Messenger RNA from Schizosaccharomyces japonicus yFS275, 1399 nucleotides. RefSeq names its product GTPase Ypt1. Gene Ontology annotation, cellular component: phagophore assembly site membrane. Gene Ontology annotation, molecular function: GTP binding; GTPase activity. The record is from RefSeq and is a predicted model, not a curated record. The transcript is spliced from 4 exons. Bases 98 to 709 code for a protein of 203 amino acids. Lineage: Eukaryota; Fungi; Ascomycota; Schizosaccharomycetes; Schizosaccharomycetales; Schizosaccharomycetaceae.
AGCGCAUUCCAGCGUGACUUAGCGCGCAUAGUGGCUUUAUGUGGAAGCUUGUUAGUGCUGCCAACGCACACCCUCUACCAACUACACAUUCAUCAACAUGAACCCAGAUUACGACUACUUGUUCAAGCUGCUUCUUAUUGGUGAUUCUGGUGUCGGAAAGAGUUGUUUGCUUCUGCGUUUUGCCGAUGACACUUACACCGAGUCCUACAUUUCCACAAUUGGCGUCGAUUUUAAAAUCCGUACGAUCGAACUUGAGGGAAAAACCGUGAAGCUUCAAAUUUGGGAUACCGCCGGUCAGGAGCGUUUCCGUACCAUCACUAGCUCCUAUUACCGUGGUGCUCACGGUAUUAUCAUCGUUUACGAUGUUACCGACCAAGACUCUUUCAACAAUGUGAAGCAAUGGCUUCAAGAGAUUGACCGUUUUGCUGUGGAGGGCGUCAACUGCUUGCUGGUAGGUAACAAAUGUGAUAUUACGGAUAAGAAGGUCGUCGAAUACACUGUAGCUAAGGAAUUCGCCGAUGGUUUGGGCAUUCCCUUCCUCGAGACUUCCGCUAAGGACUCGACCAAUGUUGAGCAGGCUUUCUUGACCAUGGCUCGUCAAAUUAAGGAGCGUAUGAGCAACUCUACUCUUAACACCGCCUCUUCGAAGACUACUGUGAAGGUUGGUCAGGGCACCAAUGUUUCCCAAAGCUCCAGCGGCUGCUGUUAAUCUGAUUGCGCUCUCUCUUGCGUGUCUUCAAAUAUUCCGAACGCCUUCUCUUUUUACCCGCACAUUAUACCUCCCACACUUCGCUUUUUUGUUCGUUGGAACUCAUUGCUCGGCUGGCCUAAUACUUGCAUAAGCAUACGUCCCCUUUCCAGCUCUUUGAUCUAUCAUUCGUUUUCUUUAACUCGCUGGGUGUCUUUUGUCAAACACACACAUCACUCUUUUGUACCACUGUCUCGCAAACGCCGCUCAAGAGCAAAAAUGGACCUACUCAUCUGAAUAAGGAGCACUUGUGCAAGCCUUCAAACCCAGUUGUUCUGCCGCGCUGAAACUCGCCGUUUUUUGCGGGCUUGGCUUAAUUAUUACAGGGCGUUUUAUUCGCAAAGAUCGCAAAGUCUGCUUCUCCCCCUUUCACACAUUCAGGGUAGUUCACUAUUUCCUUGCUGUGUAGGAUCAUCUAUUUGUUUGUCGUUUUGCUCUUCUUUGUGAAGAAUAUGGGUCCUCAAUUGUGCAAUUGCGUUUGUUCCAAUUAACUAGCGCCUCUUAAAACGUGUGUAUGAUUCUAAGAGCUUUAAGAGUAUUAGCAUUUCACUCUUCAAUUGACUUUACUACUCGUUUCUAUUCGUUUUGCUUUACUCUGUAGUCCAAGUUUGAUAGCAUGUGUCCUCUAAUACGAACAGAACUUGCAUCUGA